Dufourea novaeangliae is the source of this 2663-nucleotide messenger RNA. RefSeq names its product protein CASC1-like. Gene Ontology annotation, molecular function: beta-tubulin binding; microtubule binding. Lineage: Eukaryota; Metazoa; Arthropoda; Insecta; Hymenoptera; Halictidae. The coding region runs from base 188 to 2599 and encodes 803 amino acids. The record is from RefSeq and is a predicted model, not a curated record. The transcript is spliced from 14 exons. Gene Ontology annotation, cellular component: axoneme.
GCGUGAGCUACAGGUUAAUUUCGAUUUCGUUUCCUUUCACGACGUCUCUCGUGACGCACGUGCCAGCGUUCCGACGGAGCAUGUCUCCCUCAACUUGCUUUCCGCGGUUCGAUUCGAUUCUUUUCAAUAUGGAUCGAUGUAGAAAGCGAUAGCGAAGAAAGUUACGAAGACGACGAGAUCCCGAGCCAUGAAACGGAAAGGACGGAAAGGACGCAAAGGAUCGCCGAAAGAACAAACCGGUUCAGGCGUCGGAGACGAGGACGGCGAUGGCAACGGCGACGGCGUUGGUGAUGUCGAAGAUAUCAGAGAGAGAAUGAUAAAGGACAUGCAGGAAGAGAUUCGGCUGGAACAGUACAAUCAAAGGCAGACGGUGCAGCUGGAAGCGCUGCAGUUGGAAAAGUGUGAAACACAAUUGAAGGUGACACGAGCAAUUCUUGCUCGUCAUUGGUUCUCUUACACGAACAACGUUCAUAUUCUACAGUUGGAGGAAAAUUGGGCCAGAUACAUGACUUGCGAUGGUCUUCCGGAUCCUGGAUCGUUGUCCGACAUGAACACGUUCUUAUUCGUUUGGUCGAUCGAGAACGAGGACGCGGGCAUGGAUACGAUUGUGAAAAAGUGCGACAUUAUCACCGAUCUGAUGUCCAAGUUGGAAAGAAUCAUACGUUCUUCCGCCAACGAUGCCGCCUCGAAAGAGUACCAGCAGUACAACGACGAACGCGAAUCGAUCGCCCGAGAAUUCUGGAGAAAACUCCAGUUGUGGAUAGAUCUCGCGUGCUACCGAUUGCUGCGAAACAUCGAGGCCAAUAUGACAAAAGAGGAUAUGAAAAUCACCAGGUAUGUUCGCGUGUCGAACAAAAUGGUGUGCUGUGUUUGGGCCCCGAUAACGUUACCCGUGGGAACCAAACGGAUUACGGAGAAGGAAAGCGACGUCUAUUUGAACAGUAAGCCGAUCGAGGUGGCGUUCGAGGAGAUGAAGUUGACGAUCAAAAUGCCGGCUGAUGUCGAUUGUCAUCGUAAGGCGAUUCGUGGACUCUGGCUGGCUUACGAUCAUUACUCGGUUGAGACGAGUUCGUGUCGAAUGCCGGACCUCCCGGAGGAAUUACGCGGUCCAUGGGAUUGUUCUCUCGACCUCCUCGAGUUCACGAGGAGAGAAUACCAAGAGAAACUUCGAAUAUGGGAGGAACAAGCGGAAGACCGACGACUUCGAUUGGAAGAAAAGAAAGCUAUACUUGAAAGAAUGGAGAACCCACCGGCUCCGCCCAGUGUUCAGAGAAGAGGAAGACGUGGCAAGAAAUCGAAAAGGGAGCAGUCCGCAAAAGGUCAUUUAUCCGAAUUUGAGCAAAUGUUGGAGACAUUUUUACCCGCAGAAACGGAGCUGUUACCCUAUUUGCCGACGCCGAACGAGAUCGUUCGGCGAAGAGAAGAGGAGCUUAAAAAAGAGAUUCGCAAGAUGUUGUUUACCCGUUGCGAAAAAACUGAGGUCAAUUUGCGAAAGUAUAGAAUACUCGGGGGUGUGUUUCGCGUGGAUCUUAUUCAUCAACCACCGCAGCCGAAGGAUCUUGGAAAAGACACCAGUUUGACCACUCUCGAAUUGCCGAAAGAACCGCGAUUCGUGGCAUUCUCGAGACGUUACGAGCCACCGCAACCAGCACCGGAUUCCGAGAGGACGCCCGAGGUAAUCGAGGCGGAGAUGAAAGCUCUAGAGACCGCGAUGGAAUCGCUUCUGCUGGUUACCGUACAGUUGCCCGAUUCGGUUUUCUGGUUCGAGCCUCCGUUGGUCGCCCAUUGGAUACCGGAGAAACAGAUUUGGUCGACCAAAGACAUCCACGAUAUUAAAUACAACGAGGAAAAACAGACGAUCGCGUUUAGAAGCGGGAAAUUGGGCAUGCAUGGUCUAGCCGCUUACAAGCUCGCCAACCUGCCGUAUCAGAGCUGGGAAUUGAAACCGGAAAUGGGAACAAGCGGUCGGGAGUAUGCAGGUGUUGUUCUCAAUCUAACCGCUGCCACGAUUCAGGCUGAAUUCGUGGUCAGAGAGGAUCGAGUCUGUCUGAAUUCGUUCGUCGGUGGCUCGUCGACACCGCUCAAGGGGAUACUCGGUGAAUACGUCGAGUUGGAAACUCUGAUAGAGCGAAUGCAACGGAUCGGAUGCGAUCUCUUUCCGGAACAGGAUGCCAUCAGCUACCUGAAAGGGCUUGCGACCAAGCAUCCGAUCGCGGAGAAGCAUUUGCGCGAAUGCAUGGCACUAUUGUCGACCGGCUACACCUUUGCCUGGUCUCGAUGGAACGCGACCCGAAACUUUUGGGAGAUCGUGUUACAAUUCAAAGAGAUGCACGGUUGCGUAGCCAAAGAGCGUACGAAUCUGUCGCUUCUGGUAACGCCUUGGCGAACAAUGCGGAUACGCUGCACCGAAGUCAGCUCGGAAUUUUCCGAUUUACCUCUCGACGACGAAGAUAACAAGUUCUACGCCGAUCUGUAUCAGUUGGCGGUAAACACUGCUGGUAUCAAGACUCGACUUUUAAUCGAACGAGUACCGUUCAAAUUGGUAUCGACGGUUGCUCGACUCCUUGAGCGUACAAACGUUAUCGACAUGUCGUCUUGACUUCCGACGAUUGAAACGAAACACUGAACUCUGUUUUCCAAAUGAAAUUCUUUUUAUUCGAAUA